AUGUCUAAUGCAAAUCGUCAUGUUAAACUGGAUGAGGUGUGGGAGAAAUUAUUAGAUGGAAUUAACCAUGUUUAUCGAUUUCAGUCGAUGAAAAAACCAGCUUAUAUAUUACUUUACACUCAUGUUUACAAUUAUUGUAUCAGUAGUCCAAAUCAAGUGAAAACACCUAUAACCUCUUCGAAAGGAAAUCUCGGCGAUCUCAAUCGUAACUCGACUCAGCAAGGAGCACAUAUUGUUGGAGGAGAGUUGUACAAUAAACUGAAAAACUAUUUAACAGAUUAUCUCGAAGAUAUUUGUCAGAGUGGAAGUGAUUUGCAAGGUGAAGAUGUUCUACGAUUCUAUACAACACGUUGGGAUAAAUAUCAAUUUUCCAGCAAAGUGAUGAAUGACUUUUGUUCGUAUAUCAAUCGCCAUUGGGUACACAGAGAGUACAAUUCUGGACGAAAAGAUAUUUAUGAUAUAUACACGAUGGCUAUGGAAACGUGGCGGAACGUUGUUUUUCAACCAUUGUAUAAACAUGUAACACAGGCUUGUCUUGAUUUAAUCAAAUCUGAACGAAACAAUGAAAUUAUCAACACUCGUAUAAUAAGUGGAGUCAUACAAAGUUAUGUUGCUCUCGGAUUUACCGAAGAUACAUCGAACAGCAAUCAAAUGAUAUUACCCUCGUUAGAUAUCUACAAAGAUUUCUUUGAAAUACAAUUUCUUCAAGAUACGGAACAGUUCUAUCAACUAGAAGCUGCUACAUUUCUCGUUCAUAAUUCAGUCACAGAAUAUCUACGAAAAGUCGCGCAACGACUUGACGAAGAAGUCCAUCGUGUUCAAUCCUAUCUUCAUUCAUCGACAUUACCAGCGUUGGUUAAAAAAGUCGAAGAGGUUAUGAUUCGUGAUCAACUAGAAGCGAUUUAUACCGAAGCCAAAAAUCUUUUGCGUGACGAACGCCACCAAGAUUUAGCACUGCUGUUCAAAUUAGUAAGUCGAGUGCCGAAUGCUACGUUGGAUUUGAAACGAAUCGUUGAAAAUCAUGUUUAUGAAAUUGGUUUUCAAACGAUCGAACGUGUCCAUGCGACAGCGAUAAACGAUCCUAAAAUAUACAUCGAGACCAUUAUUGAUAUUCAUAAGAAAUUCUUAGCACUGGUACAAGACGCAUUUGGUGGUGAACAAGGUUUUACCGCUGCUCUCGAUAAAGCGUGUGGUAAAUUUAUCAACAAUAAUCUUGUCACUCAAACAGCUGGUAGUACCACAAAAUCACCCGAAUUAUUAGCUCGAUAUUGUGAUGCAUUGCUAAGAAAAGGAAGCAAAGCGGUGGAGGAAACUGAUCUGGAAGAAAAAUUCAAUGAAAUUAUGAUUGUUUUCAAUUACGUCGAAGAUAAAGAUGUCUAUCAGAAAUUUUACGGUAAAAUGCUAGCCAAACGUUUAGUUGGUCAAUUGAGUGCGUCGGAUGAUUACGAAGAAUCAAUGAUUUCAAAGUUAAAACAAGCAUGCGGUUUCGAAUACACGUCGAAACUACAACGAAUGUUCCAAGACAUUGGUGUUAGCAAAACUCUCAUAACCGAAUACGAAAAAUACUGUGAAACUAAUCAUAUUAGUAAUAAAGUCGAUUUUUCUGUUAUGGUACUCAGUUCCAAUUCAUGGCCAUUUUCUACUUCUCCAGCUUUUGCUCUCCCACUAGAAUUAAAAUCCACAUUCGAUAGUUUUACGGACUUUUAUACACAUCGACAUAACGGUCGAAAGUUAACAUGGCUUCAUCAACAUUCAAAAGGAGAGUUACAAACAUAUUUUACAUCUCAGAAGUAUACUUUACAAGUAUCAACUUAUCAAAUGGCUGUUUUAUUACAAUUUAAUCGAGCAGUAACAUGGACAGUAGAGCGAUUGCAAGAGAAAAUAGAAAUUAAACUUGAACUUCUCUCGCAAAUUCUUCUCGGUUUGAUCAAAAGUAAACUUCUGGUUUGCUCUGAAAUCAGUGAAGACGAACUGGACGAAGACUUGAAAGAAAGUGAUAUCAAAGCGACUUAUUCCAUUCGCUUAGCAACAGAAUUCAAAAGCAGAAAACUACGACUGAAUCUGAAUGUUCCGUUGAAAUCGGUCGAACAAAAAGAUAUCGAAGGUGUUCAUCGAACGAUUGAUGAAGAUAGAAAAAUGGUGAUUCAAGCCGCUAUUGUACGAAUAAUGAAAGCGCGACAAACAUCCAAACAUGCGCUGCUCAUGCAAGAAGUCAUCCAGCAACUAAAUUCGCGUUUCCGUCCGAAAAUUCCUGUUAUUAAAAAAUGCAUUGACAUUUUAAUCGAAAAAGAAUAUCUCGAACGACAAUCCAAUGAAAAAGAUGUCUUACGCUACUUAGCUUAG
Molecule: messenger RNA, 2343 nt
Organism: Adineta ricciae
Lineage: Eukaryota; Metazoa; Rotifera; Eurotatoria; Adinetida; Adinetidae
Source: the annotation of a GenBank genome assembly